Molecule: messenger RNA, 933 nt
Organism: Myxozyma melibiosi
Lineage: Eukaryota; Fungi; Ascomycota; Lipomycetes; Lipomycetales; Lipomycetaceae
Exons: 2
Coding region: 1-933 (310 amino acids)
Source: RefSeq, a predicted model, not a curated record
AUGUCCAACUCCGACAUUGUCAGUGCCGUCAAUACCCUCAUAGUGGCCUAUACAUACAAAAGCGGUUCAGUUGACUGGCGGCUAGUCGGUCAAGAACUAGGCGUCGACAAAGAUUGUGCACGAAUGCGCGUGCAACGGCUCAUCAAGAAGUGGCCCUCAUCCGACAUGGACGUAGUCCACGACAAAAUCGCACACAGCAAGCUUGCGCGGCCUCUUGCUGCAGCAGGCGCAACGACAUCCUCUUCGUCCGCCUCCACAUCUCCGACCCGCAUGAAUCCAGGCGGCAUUUCCAAACCUCGGCGCGACAGCAUCCAUUAUCACACCGACCGAGACCACCAGAUCAGAAUCAAUCAGAGUCACUCUCGCGGCUCCAGUCUUGGGUCGAUCGGUCAUGGUGCCCUGUCUACCUCUGUCACAGCCGCGUAUGCCCCGGAAGCGUUUGCAGCCCAGAUCGCAUCACAGACGUCUGGCUAUCAGGACGCCCACAACUACGAAGCACAGCAGGCAGCUCCUGUAUAUCACAGAUUGGCGUACGACGAGUAUUCUGGGCCCACUUACGUGCAGACCCAGUCUUCUGUCCUUCCUCCUCCACAGCCGAUUCAUAUGCAGAACACCACGAAUGCUACUCCUAGAGGCAUGCUUGACAACAACUCAUACCUCAGCGCGUCGGCCUCUAUGAAGAGCAUGAACGCGCCAGGUCCGUCGCAGUCAUACAACAGCAGGUCAUCUUCGCCAUCGCCUAUAUCAUCCUACGGACGCACAAACUCGUCCUCCUCGUCAAACGGGCACUAUGGCAAACAUUAUCAGCCAUACAACCGGUCCACCGACGAGGAAGCCGACGACAGCGGUGACGAAGGCAGCGUGAUUAGUGCCGGUGCCGCAGAGGGCGCCAUGAUGCUUGAAAAAAUGAAAAUCGAUACAAUCCUAGUCUAA